AUGGUGCAUCUGCUCAACGCCGUCCCUGAUUUUGUGCACAUCUCUGGUUUGCUUGACUGGCCAGUACCAGUCGUCACUUCUCUUUCCUUGGCCAUUCCUCUUGGUCACAAUGCUAUGCGCCUAGAGCACAAGCAUGUCAUUGCUUGUAUGUUUGCGGUCUCUGUGCAUGUGGUCCUCCAACCCUCAGUCCCGGUCACCACCCUCUCUCCUGCUCUGCAGGAUGUCUUGGAUGUCUUGGACGGCCCGGCGCCUCAGACAACGGACAGCGGCUCUUAUUUUUAUUGGUUUGACUCUGAUCCCACCUUCAAUGCCAGUCAGGAUCUCAAGCACAGAUACAAAGCGGAUGCACAGGUUGUAGAGAAGCCUAGACUGUGUAUUCCUGGCCAUGGUGGCCAGCACUUUGCUUUUACUUUGAACAGUGCUUGGGCUGGUUGCCAUAUUGUUGGUCAUGUUGGGUUUAGGGUUGGGCAAAGAGUCAAGUUGAACAUCAGCAAGGAGGGCUCUAUGUAUGGAGUGCCCACAACCACCACCCUAGCCAACACAUUCAUUGUUGCAAGGCUGACUUGA
Messenger RNA from Ceraceosorus bombacis, 567 nucleotides. NCBI's taxonomy places the organism in Eukaryota, Fungi, Basidiomycota, Exobasidiomycetes, Ceraceosorales, Ceraceosoraceae. The record is from the annotation of a GenBank genome assembly.